CCCCGCGGGCCAUCAACGUGUCCUCGCUGGAGUGGCUGGCAGUGGACGCGUACCACCUGACCGAUGUGGAUGUGCGCAACGACUACGACUAUCACACUCUUACCAUCGACAGCCGCGCCAUGGACCUGGACGAGAUAACUUCCGGCUCGAAUCUGUCUCUUGUGGUGACCGGUGCCCGCUUCCGUGUCUGGGGCAAGCACCUCAACCUGGAGGUUCGGUUCAGCUAUUUCGACUUGCCCACCGGACGCCUGGUGGAGCCGAAGCGCAACAGCGUCUGGCUGGACAACAGCAACACGGAGACAACCGGCGAGAAGCCACGACAAGCGCUUGACCUCACGGAGCCUGACGUAUCCACUGCCUCGGAGCAGACCUCGAUGCCACUGUCCACAUCGAAUCAAUUUAUGAAGUUCACCAGCUCCAGCAAGAUGAAGGACGCAGCCCAGAGCACUGUACCAUUCAUUGAUAUGCAGGAGGUUGUGCCACAUCCAGCAGUGCCCCUGGCCGGCCUGGGCAUCUAUCACAAGGGUCGUCCUGGUUUCGGUGGCUUCUUUGCCCCCAAGGUGGUUACCUAUGACUACUCCCAGUAUCUCAAGGAACUUCAAAACUAAGUGAAAGCCAAUUAAAAU
Drosophila subobscura is the source of this 626-nucleotide messenger RNA. RefSeq lists its product as uncharacterized. The transcript has a single exon. The record is from RefSeq and is a predicted model, not a curated record. Bases 120 to 608 code for a protein of 162 amino acids. NCBI's taxonomy places the organism in Eukaryota, Metazoa, Arthropoda, Insecta, Diptera, Drosophilidae.